AAAAUUGUGGAAUCCGCUAUAGGUCCUCCGCCGUUGGAUGGAAUUGUAACUGAUGUCUGGACACCUGAAUACUGGGAUGACAUUGUGAAAGUGGAACUUCCAUGGAUGCAAAGAGAAACCAGCACAUAUCAUGGCACACCACCAAAACCCGUGAUCAAACCAGUUACACCUCCUUCGAAUGAUGAAGCUGUGAAUGGUGGAUGGAUACCCUGGUGGAACAACUGGUAUGGACCAAUGGGAUUUCCAUGGUUUGUAAGAGGCGAUGGACCAACAGCUCCCGUCGCAGGAACCCCUGCUGAGUGCCACCGUUGA
Molecule: messenger RNA, 312 nt
Organism: Ostertagia ostertagi
Lineage: Eukaryota; Metazoa; Nematoda; Chromadorea; Rhabditida; Trichostrongylidae
Source: the annotation of a GenBank genome assembly